ACCGUGGAAAUAAGCUGAAUGGCGCAGAAUCGUUGAAAAUGAGCACUUCAAGUAUAACAAGAAGAAAAAAUUCCGAAAAUGAGAUCCGAGAUCACCCGGAUCAAAACAAUGUCGAAGAACAAGAAGAGAAAGUGAAGUAUCCCAAAUCGGUGUUUUUCAUUAUCAGCAAUGAAUUCUGCGAGAGAUUUUCUUACUAUGGAAUGCGCACCGUCCUGUCGCUAUAUUUAUUUAACAUGUUGGGAUACAGUGAAAGCACAUCUACAAUAAUCUAUCAUGUCUUCAGCAGUCUCGUCUAUUUCUUUCCAUUGAUUGGCGCGAUCAUAUCCGAUUCGUGGCUUGGAAAGUUCAAUACCAUUCUUUAUUUGAGUAUUAUUUACUCACUUGGACAAGUAAUUCUAUCUUUAAGUGCGGCAACUCCCAUCAGAUUGCCUGCAAAAGAAUUUUCCAUAUUAGGUUUAAUCCUAAUAGCGCUUGGUACAGGCGGGAUAAAACCUUGUGUGUCAGCUUUCGGAGGCGACCAGUUCGUCUUACCUCAACAAGAAAAACAGUUAGCGAUGUUCUUUUCCCUUUUUUACUUUUCGAUUAACACAGGCUCUCUAAUUUCAACUAUACUAACUCCGGUGAUUCGUAAGACGGAGUGCUUUGGUACCGAUUGUUACUUCGUGGCAUUUUUGGUACCAGCCAUUCUAAUGAUUACAUCAAUUGUUGUAUUCGUCUUCGGGAAAAGAAUGUACAAAAUGGUCAAUCCUACAGGCAAUCUCAUCGUUAAAGUUACCAAAUGCGUUUGCCAUGCAAUCUACAAUAAAAUCAAAGGCAAAGGAGAAAAACGCGAUCAUUGGCUCGAUCAUGCCGAUGAUGUUUACGACAACAAGCUAAUCGAAGAUAUCAAAGUCGUACUGCGAGUCUUGAAACUGUUCGUACCACUGCCAAUAUUCUGGGCACUUUACGAUCAGCAAGGUUCUCAAUGGACUUUCCAAGCAACACGAAUGGAUGGCCAAAUAGGUAGUAUCGUAAUACUGCCUGAUCAGUUACAGGCCGUCAAUCCAUUGUUGAUCAUCAUUUUUAUACCAAUCUUUGAGACUGGUAUCUAUCCGAUUUUUGCCAAAAUACAUUUCAUUAAUACGCCCUUGAAGAAACUUGUUGUCGGCGGUUUUUUGGCCAGCGUUGCUUUCGUCGCAGCCGGUAUUGUCGAAAUAGAACUCGAGAAAACGUAUCCACAAUUACCGACAAGCGGAUCUGCUCAAAUCCGAAUUUUUAAUACAAUGAAUUGUACAGUGAGUGUAAAGUUAGAUCAAGUAAAUUUAGAUCGAAAUAAUAUAAUAAACCCACUAAGCAUGUCAGAAGUUUUAGAAGUAAAAGUAAACGAAUCUAUUAAAAUAUCCUACACAGCAGAUUUCAAAGACUGCUAUGAUAAUGGUUACAUCACAUUAAAGAAAAAUGAAGGUACCAUGCUUGUCGAGGAAGCCAGUGCAACAUCUUGGGUUAUAACGCCCUUGGGAUUAGAAUAUAAAUAUAAAGAUACGGUGAACAAACCGGAGAAUGGUAAGCCGAUGGUCCGCAGUGUCAUCUAUCUUGAGUCUGAAAGUAACGCCACAUUGAAGUUACUCUAUAAAGGCGAAAACAAGACGGUAGUAUCAAUUCCGGUCAGUUUCAAUUUCUCCGAAUCAAAGUUAAAAGAAAUUGAGGAUCCAAGCGAAUAUGACGUUUACCUAGACGAAAUACUGCUAGACAAGAAUGUGCCUUUUAAAUCCGGUGGAGUGUACACCGUGGUAGGGUCCAGAGUUAUGUAUAAUAACAAACCGAAGAUUGUUGGCAAAACAGUCACGGUCACGCCACCCAAUUCGCUGCAUAUGGCUUGGAUGUUGCCGCAAUAUGUCAUCAUCACAAUGGCCGAGGUGAUGUUCUCUGUAACAGGUCUGCAAUUUGCUUUUACUCAAGCUCCAGUAUCCAUGAAGUCUCUACUGCAAGCGGGUUGGUUGCUGAGCGUGGCCUUCGGCAAUCUCAUUGUAGUGAUCGUAAAGGGUUCGCAUCCCUUUGAGCGGCUAGUGUAUGAGAUUUUCCUAUAUGCCGUCUUGAUGGCAGUAGUAAUGGUGAUAUUUGGCAUCAUGACUAUAUUCUAUAAAUAUGUGGAAAUAUCAGAGGAAGAAAAUAAUGAUAUAGCCAUACCUUUGGAAGAGAAGAAUGGGAAUAUCAAUUUGGCCUACAAAGAUGAUGAAAAACGAUGAAGAAUAACAAUAAAGUGAGAAAUAAUAAUUUUCAUAUGUACCCUUAUUCGAAGAAUACGAAUAUGUGUCGCAGGUACAAAGAAUUACUCCAACAUCAAAGAUCCCCUCUAUUGAGCAUUAUGUCAUCCUCGGGAGUACGACAAGAUAUAGGAAUUAUUUUUUUUUAAUACACAAUCUCACUCUCAAUCUUUUUUUUAUAAAAAUAAUUAUGUCAGACUAAAGAUGUUCAGUGUAUAAUAACAAAUCUGAAAGUUCAUGGAGUGAGAAACGGGAUAUUUCAUAUAUUUCAAGAUAACAUUAAAAAUUUUAAUAACAUUAGAAGUUGUAAAUAAGAAAUUUUAAUAGUUUAUAUUUUUACAAAAUUAAAACAAAAGUAGGAAAUUAUUAUUAAAAUUGUACCAGUGCUGUGAAUGAAAAUUAAUUAUAAAAUGAACUGAAAAAUUUUAGAAAUUGAAAAAUUAAUUAAUUAAAUUACGCAAAUAUUAUAAAUGAGAAAUUUAACAAGCGAGCAGAAAUGGUUAAAUUAAAAUGAAAAAUAAAAAACUUUUAUUUACUGAGCUGCUUUGCCUAUUAAAAGUAGACAAGGAUAUAUAUAAAAUUUUCGAAAUCAUGAUAACUGUAUAUAAAUAUUUUUAUACAAAUUCAAAAUUUCACUAUACAAAUAUGUUUGCAAAAAAAUAUAAUAAUCAAUAACAAUUGUAUUUAAUUAUUUAAUUGUAUAAAAUAAAAUUAAAAAAUUACUAAAAAUAUAGAGAUAUAUUCAAAUUUUUAAGUGAUCAAAAUUGCGUAUGAACAUUUAUAUAAUCUGAACUAUGCAUUAUAAUUUAUAUAAUAACAUUUAUUUCCAUAAAUCCGGCUAAAUUUCCAUAAGCUCUAGCAUAACGUAAUAAUGCGUGUCAUAUAAGAUAAGAAUUUCAAAAGUGCAGUAAUUGAAUAAUCACAUCAUGUAAAUCUUAUCACGAAACAUUCUUUUAUGAAACAUUAAUUUGAUAUAUAUUAUUAAUUUGAUAUAAGUAUUUUACGAUUUUAUGCACAUGCUGGGGGGGCGAUUUUUUUUUUAUUUUUUUAUUAAGAGAAUUAUUGGCAGAUAAUGCCUCCUUGCUUCUGCACCGAUAUUCAAAGUAGUGACAAAUCGAAUCACAACUCUUCAGAUGCAUGUGCAAAAUCCGUGUAAGCUUAUUAAUGAUUUCAGCUCUAAAUCAUAAACUCGCUCCUUCGUUUUAAUAAAUAUACAAGUAGAACAAGAACAACUGAUUCAUCUACAUGAGGGUAGACCAAAUAUAAACGAGAACUUUUUUGAUAAUUAUUUAGAAUCUUCCCUCUACUCUCCCCCCCCCCACCUCAAAUCUUAAUAAAAAUACACUUAUUUGACGUGUUUUCACUCAAAACGAAAAAAUCUGGCAAAAAAACGCAGCGAUCGGCCUCGUGAAUAGAGUUAUUAAGCGUUAAAGUUGAAGACUUUAAAGAUUAAGAUAUCUAUUAUCCUAUAUAGAUGAUUCACGAA
This is a messenger RNA of Atta colombica, 3729 nucleotides long. Its product is annotated as peptide transporter family 2-like. The transcript is spliced from 10 exons. NCBI's taxonomy places the organism in Eukaryota, Metazoa, Arthropoda, Insecta, Hymenoptera, Formicidae. Gene Ontology annotation, cellular component: membrane. Bases 39 to 2225 code for a protein of 728 amino acids. The record is from RefSeq and is a predicted model, not a curated record. Gene Ontology annotation, biological process: transmembrane transport; oligopeptide transport. Gene Ontology annotation, molecular function: dipeptide transmembrane transporter activity.